AUGGAUAAUGAGUCUCAGUUAGGCUACCUUCACACACUUCCUGUCGAGCCUUACAAAUACACAACAGUUACAAGGGCAGCGAAAGAAAAUGCCCUUCUUCGUCCGAAGCAGGAGAUUUUUAUCCUUCGGGAUGCAGGUGGGACAAGAUCUAGUUUGACUAAUGCCAGUCUUUACCAACAGGCUGAACAUCUCGCAAGGUACCUAGUAACUCGAGGAGUGAAAAAAGGAGAUGUUGUAGCCUUGGUAGGUCCGAACACACUAGAAAUGAUUAUUGGAAUGUUGGGGAUAAUGACAGCGGGAGCUGUUGUCUUGAAUAUCACCAUCAGUACAAAAACAGUGGUAGAUCUGAAAGACAAACUAUGUUUAACCAAUGUUAAGUGUAUGUUGUUGGAUUGCGGCAGUGAUAACAAUCUUUUCCUGCCUAUAAAGGCCAUUCUUCAACAUUGCAAUGUCCAAACGGACAGUGUAAAAGAGGCGGAUAGACUAAAAUUAAUUUUUAUGCGCAAAAUGGACAUCAAAGAUUUUCAAAAUACGGACACUUUCGAAACCAUACAAUUAAAGAAACUGGAUCAAGUAGAUCUUCCAUACAUUUUCCCGGAAGAUAACGCAUUAAUCUUCAUGACGUCCGGCAGUACGGGUAAACCAAAAAUGGCUCUUCAUUCUCACUUCAGCCUUACCAGUACACCCUUUUUCAUAACUGACCUGCAAGUGGACUAUGGUGUCAUAGUAUACAAUGACAGACCGUUUGCCUGGAGUGGAGGAUCACCUGUUUUUACUAUCUUGCGAGGUGAAACCAGAGUCCUUAUGAAUGCAUAUAUAACAAUGAACAGCCAAAAUACAGACUUUCUUUGGGGAAUUUUGAAAGAAGAAAAAUGUACGCAUGCUCUCCUGUUACCCUUUGCUAUACAAGAUUUACUUGGGUUACCAAAAACUGCUACAGUUGAUGGAUACAAGCUUCAGCAAGUAGCAACCGGGGGACAAAUGAUAAACGACUUUCAUACUGGUAUCAUGGGACAGUUCUGUCAUAGAAUGAUGAUCGUGUACGGUAGUACUGAGGCUACGGGAAUCGCUAUGAAAGUGUUAUUGGAUCGUACAAAGCCGCUUGAUGCAGGAGAUGUUGGCCAUCCCUAUCCAGGAGUGGAAGUCAGAGUAGUGGAUCCUGAAGAGAUUCCCGUUAAAAGAGGAGUGACUGGACAGAUCCAGAUCCGCUCAACACAAUUAAUGAAAGAAUAUGUUGGUAAUCUGGAACUCACAAAGGAGGCUUUCACUGAUGGAAGGUGGUUUAGAACAAGCGACAUCGGUAAAAUAUCAUCGGAUGGACGCAUGAUUCUACUUGGAAGAGAAGUUGAUGCAAUAUCCAGAGGCACUCGAAAGAUAUAUCCUGGUAUGCUGGAGUUCUUACUGAAAGGUUUCAAACAAAUCAAGGAAGUUUGUAUUGUCCCUGUUCCUGAUAAAAGGCUGUAUGAAGAGAUAUGUGUUUGUUUUGUUCCAUCCGGACCUUUGACUCUAGCUGAUGUUCAGCAGUAUUGCAAGGAAAACCUGUUCACCGAGAACACCGUUGAUGGCCUUGGGGAAAUGCCAUCAUACUUCCUACAGUUUGAAGCUUUCCCGAAGUUAGGAAACGGUAAACCUGACAAAAAAGCGAUACGACUUGACGCUGUUUUCAGAUUAAACUUGACCCGAGAAGAUGAAAGAAAUAACUAA
Molecule: messenger RNA, 1704 nt
Organism: Ylistrum balloti
Lineage: Eukaryota; Metazoa; Mollusca; Bivalvia; Pectinida; Pectinidae
Product: medium-chain acyl-CoA ligase ACSF2, mitochondrial-like
Exons: 1
Coding region: 1-1704 (567 amino acids)
Source: RefSeq, a predicted model, not a curated record